This is a messenger RNA of Polychytrium aggregatum, 1410 nucleotides long. RefSeq lists its product as uncharacterized. The transcript has 5 exons. The record is from RefSeq and is a predicted model, not a curated record. NCBI's taxonomy places the organism in Eukaryota, Fungi, Chytridiomycota, Chytridiomycetes, Polychytriales. The coding region runs from base 1 to 1410 and encodes 469 amino acids.
AUGCUCGGAGAAGACCUGCAGUCCAAGUACUCGAUCGAAUCGACUUCCGAAGAGCUCUGGGAAGUCCUCUCCCAGCUCGAGCAGAGCAAGAUUGAGCUGGCCGACAAGUACCACCAGUCCGAAAAGUUCAACGCCUUCCAGCUCUCCAACUUUGAAAAGUAUCUCCAGCGUGACAAGGGCAAGCCGGGAGAACAGAACUGGAGGAGCCAGAUCAAUCUCCACCAGUUCAGGGUCAACACCGCCAGAGACCAGUUCCGUCGCAGCACCGCCGAAUUCGACGAAAAGAUCCGAUUCAUCAACCAGCUGCUGGAAGAAAAGAAAGUUGCUGACCAGCGUGCCAUCGAGGCCACCGUCGAGACCGUUUCCAAGGACCUCAGCCACUUUCGUCUCGAGACCGCAGCCAACUUUGAUGCGGUGGCGGCCCAGUUCCAGAAGCAACAGAGCCAGCUGGACAAUGCCCUGGCCGAGCACCGAGCCGAGAUCAAUGCCAAGCUGCAAGCGAUCGAGCACACCGUCGCCCAACAGCAGCAGUGGACCGAGGACCUCUACGGCCAGUUCUAUUCCCUCAAGAGCGACCAGCAGCUCCUCAUGGAGGAGUACCACCGCAAGCAGCGCGACCUGAACGAGAAAAAGUACAUCGAGGUGGACGAGGGCCUGUGCGAGUUUUACCGGACGGUGAUCUCCAAGCUCGUCGAGGUCUUUGUGGCCUGCAAGUCGCUCAACUCGGGCAUGGUCGUCCGUGACAACUACAGCCAGGCCGACAAGGUCGCCAAGUACAUUGCUCUCGCCGGCGACCACAUUCCCCUGCCUGGCGCUAGCGCCGUCGUGGGAUGGAUUGCCAAGGGUGCCCAGUUCUAUGCCGACAAGGUCGAGGGCGAUCGCAUCGCAACCGUUUCGUCCUUGACCACUACCACGGGCGAGAUCGACCAGCUCUCCGAAGGCAUAGCCCGUGGCUUCACCUUCAAGUACGAGGAGCAGAUCCGCGCCCUCCCUCUGCCCAGCUGCAGGCUCUUUGGCGAGUGCAUCGUGCAGUACACUCUGCGCUAUCUCUGGGGCGCCUCCGGCAACGACCACCACCCGUCGCCCAGCAGCUCGGGUGAUUUCAUCACCGACAUCCUCGAGGGUGUCCACUUUGUGCAGUUCAAGUCGGGUCUCUUCAACCUCACGACCCACAAGAUCCCUUGCCGCAUCCCGGGGGUGACAUGGUCGGAUGAGGGCAUCAUCAAGCACUGCGGCAUCCGAACGAGCUCCGGCCGCCACUGGGCCGGUGGCGAGGCCAAGGCCCUCAAGUAUGGCUACUGCCUUGCGCGGAAGGAGUUGGCCCAGAAACUCGUCAUGUACAAAGAGCCCGGCCGAUCUCCCUCGCGGGUCCUGUACCUGAGCGAGAAGCAGCUCGCCCGCGCUAUCUGA